GUGUCAGUGUGAAUACGUCGUAAUAGCGAGUUAGAUCGUAACGGGUUUACUCGUCCAGUUAAGAAGAAUUGGAAAAUUGGAAUAGUCAGUGAGUGUAAGAAAUCAAAUAGAAUCGCGAGUCGGGAGGUAUUCUAAUAGGGUUUGCUUGUUUGUGAACAGUUUCUUAGAAGCAUCUGGCGCCAGAGAGUGAAUCUAAACCAUAAGUGUAGUUAUAUCUUUUCAAAAGGAACUAAAAUUCAGAGUUCUUUAAAUUUUGAUUGUGUUAAAUUGAAUGUGAUUCUAAUGAGAAAAAAAAAUAACAAAAUAUCGAUGUAAAACAGAAAGUUGCAAUAACGCGCAGUAAGGGAUAUCCUUUAGUCUGAAGAUAUAGAAAAGAUAUUCAACGGCCAAUUCCGAAGUAUUUCUUUGUUCGCAUUUUCGAGAGAGCGCAACAGCGGUUGUCACGAAUACACACACUCGCUACAUGUUUCCUGCAGAUUUCGCAGUACCUAAAUCUGUAUUGUAGAAACGCAGUGUAUGAAUCUGCCUGCGGAGAAGUACAUCCAGAGUGUGGCCAAACUGUUGACACGCACACAAGUCACGAUUAGGCGCGAAUUUGUAUGUGUGUGUAGUAAGGCAGUGCAUCGACGAGAGAACAAAGAAGACUAUAUUGAAUACAAACACGCAGGGAAAUUGUGCGAAGCUGCAGUUUUCAAGGAAGAUAUUUAUUGAUUCCGUACUAUUUCUGUGAUAGUGUUUCCUGUUUCUUGACGAGAAGAAGAAGCCUUCGAAGAAUAUUUGCGCCGGAAGGUUGAAUAUCCAUCCCUGAAAUGCUGAAAGUAAAAGUAGCGUUAAUGGAACAGUGACCGAGAUCUGCUGCUUAUGUUCGCUGGAAUGAAAAAAAGAAAGUACUCAAGGUGAAUAAAAAGUUUGGGUAACAACAAACAUCGAUUAUCAGUGAAGCUCAUCGUAGCAAAAGUUGUAAGUCUUAAUCGGCGCGCUUGAUUAUGUUGAGUACUCUGUAUUUGAAGCCAGUGCCAGCAUAUUUACUCAGAAAAAAAAGCAACCAAGGAAGAUAAACCACGCUGAAGCAAAAUAAUAUCCAACAACUGAGCAGUGAAAUUGAAAAUACGCAUGUAGUUUAUAUUUGAAGAUUAAUAAUAAAGUGUGAUAAUAGUUUUUAAAUCAUAAUCGUAAACAAUUGACUGGAAAGGAGCAAAUCGCAAGCAAAAGUCGAGUGAAUUACUAGUAAGUGAAGUGAAUCCAUAAUGACCAACUCGCACAACAGGGCUGACAAAAGCGGCGGUAAUGUCGAACGGAAUUUCAACAAUCACAGUCCACAACAGCUGGGCGGCAGUAAUGGUAAACGAAAUAACUUCGCUACUAAUAACAGUAGUGGAAAUGGAGCGAGGGUACAAAAAUCGCCAAGCUCGAACUAUUUUCGGAGCAUUUCAACGUUCAACACUGUUGUAAUAUCAAAAUCGACGUCGCCUGUAAGUAGCAAAGGCGGAAAUAACCACCAGCACGCUGGCUCGCCCAAUAGACGGUGUCAUAGCUUUAAUAAUUCCUCCACCACCCAUCAACGGUCAAGUCCUGGUGGGGUUAGCUUCAAUACAUCACAUGGAAUGUAUACUGGAACGCUGUCUGGAUCACCACCCAACUUUUCCCAUUUCGCUGGUAGCAAGUGUUACGAUGCUCCGGCACCCACCGCUCUACCAAAACCACCCGUACACUGGACGUCACCAAUUCAAUCCUCCGCUUCAUCGGUAGAAUCAACAUCGGAUUCUUCAGGUACAACCAAUGUCAAACCAACAAUUUCAACGUCUAUUGUCAAUAAAAAAGUUAGCGCAAUAUCGUUUGCCAAGGCGAAAUCCUCCACGAAACCAGCGAUGUCAUGCGCUACUUCGGUAGCCAAAGCAAACGUUGAUUUCACGCACAAUCUCAAAAUGAUCCUGAACGUUCAAGCUUAACCAAGAAAUGUGCCCGGGGCCAAACGAGGUGCGGAUUGCAUUGUGUUCGCGAUGCCAUGAUCGUCGUUCAACUCAAUUCAUAAGUAGUGGCUCAGCAGAGAGUGUUAAAGCAACAACACCACCACACCAGACCAGACCAGACCGAAGUAAUAUCGACAUCAAAGCAGGCAGGUUUUUGUGUGGAUAAACACACAUAUGAAUGGAACAAAAUAAGUUUUGUUUCUAAAUCUUGAAAGCAAAAACCACCAAUUCAAACUUUAUAUGCAAAACACACCAAAUUUAUCAUCAUCGAAUUAAAUUUUACAUAUUAACAACAAUCAAACAAGCAGGAGCAGCCACAAUGGAUGAAUAAUGUGAGUUGAAACACAUGUACUAAUAUUGAUUAUUGAUUAUGGAUUCUAGUUACACUUAUUUUUAACAUUAAAUUUUAAAUCGGAACGUGUGACACUUUCUGGUCACAAAUGAUCAUCAGCCAUUGCAAAAGGUAUCCUAAUUUUUUUAUCUUCAUUUGGGCUUUAUUUUGGCGGGCGUGUUACAGUCAGUCCAGCAUUGAUUCAAAAUAAACUUUUUUAAUUUUUGUCCGAUAAAAAUUUUCCGUGUAACCAUUUCAAAAAAGCUAUUUGUUUAACUUCUUUUUGUCAUUUGAGUGCGUUGAUAUUUGCCAAACUAAUGCUGGAACACUGUAAAAGGUUGCCAAAAUCGUGCUACAAAAUGUUACUUUUGCAUUAUAUAGUCAUUUUCGUUGUUUUCAAUUUUAUGAUUGUAUAAAUAGUUCAGUAUGUUUCAAAACCUCACUGAAUAUACAUUAUAUUGAGGUUUGUUCCUUAACGAGACGAUGAUUAAGAUAAUUAGUAUAUGCAUGAUCAACAAAAAAAACCAAACACGCUGAUAAAAGUAAAUACUUGUGUUGUGGAAACUUAACCUUCAGCGCAAUUAUGUUCCAUCCAUUUUUUUUUUUCGUUCAAACCGUUGAUUCAUUGAUUAUCAAAAACAUCUUUUCUGUUUCAAAUGUUCAAUAAGCUUUUUUGUUCGAUCCACUGGUCAAUUAACCAUUCUCGAAUUGCGCUCGAGAUAAAGUUUCCAUCGAUGCAACAGGGAAUGCGUGAUUUUGGGUAAAGUUAAAGCAGCAAAUGAAAAAAAUGCAUGAGGAGGAAAACAAAUACAGUACAAAAUCGAACUAAUUAAUGUAUGAUUUAUAAUAAUAACAAGCAAAUCUAACUCCGAUCGUAAGAAAAUGUUUGUGCUAAGCAAAACACUGAAGUGAUGUGAUGAUGGAAGGAAGGUAAACCAAUUGUAGUGAAAAGCGAGAAAGAUGACGAGUGUAUGUGACAAUAUAUAAAAACAAACGAGAAUCGAAAGACUUUUCACUAAUGAUAAUAAGUAAAAUCAACACAAUUAGGAACACACACACAUUAUGACGAGGAGGAUUAGGAUGCUGAUGGUUCGACACACACACAUCAAGUGUGAACAAACAAACAUUCUCGUUCACUCAGCAAAGCAAAUGCAUCUAUAAACAGUUUUCUUUUUCUUUUGUUGAGAAUCUAUUUUCGACACCGAUAACCCCCGAGAGAUAGAACCAUUUUGUGUUUUGUUCGGUAGUUCGGUGUCGAUUCUAUGUUCUCGUAAUGGAAAGAACGAUGUUGAAGAAGAAGGAUUAUUGUAAUGCUGGCCUUGACCUCUCGAGGGCGGAGUAAAACAUUUCCUUUUUUAUUGCUAAAUCUAUUUUUAUCAUCAGUACGCGCAUUUGAUAAUUGUUUUGGUAUCUGAAGAGAUGAUCUCUUGUAAAUAUAGCACAGUUUUGAACAUGUUAGAAGAAAGUGUGCCUUCUAGUAUUUUUUAGCAGUGGAAAGUAAACGAAACCCUCGAUUAAUCUUAGUAAAGUUCCGUUACUCCGCCCUUAAAAAUCUCCAUCAAUUCAUCGACAACAAACAUGAUUUGAACUCAAUUUUACCACUGAAAAAUUUUGUGAAAAUGUGAGCAAAUCAUAUCUGCUAUUGAUGAUCAUUGUGUAUGUUACUUUUUCACUCUCUCCCUGUCAGAAAAAAAUAUAUUUUGCACAUCAACUUUAUUUUAGACCACAAAAAUUUAAUAUAAAUUGAAUUUUUGUUUGAUCUUUGACAUCAAGAAAGUCAUUAGUCCAGUGCAAUUAAUUCGAUUUGGAAUGGCAUGUAUAAAAUAUAUGGCCAUCACUCAAAAAAUAUAUACGCUCUAAAAAUUUCACUGAAAAUUUUAUUGAAUCAGAUGCGCUCAUCCUCUAAAUUCAACACAGAACAACACAGAGAAAAAAAGCGAACGAAGAAAUAAACCGAGAUACGCAAUAAUUUUUUUUUUCAUUUUUUUAUAUUUUAUAUUUUUCAAACAAUAAUACUGCAAAUAUUCGUUUGAUCUCAAUCGUCUUUUAAAACUUAUUCUUAAAUUAAUCUCAAGCAAACAGGAGAAAUUGAGCUUGGAAUAACAUUUGAUGAGCGAUUUCUAGUUCCAAAGCAACUGAAGCUGUCGGUUGGUCGGUUGUUGAAAUGGACUCAAACGAUGCCCAUCAAAUGUUAAUCUACGGACAAUUUUAUAACACCAAUUGGAGAAUCGAUAAGGAUUUACAUUGAGAAGCUUCUUGUUUUCGAUACUGAUACGAACCUCAAAAUUUGCAUGAACAAAUCAGAUAAAUUCGAUUAAGGAACUAAGGUUUAUCAAAGGAAUUAUUCAGAAGAACAAAUUAUCUAUCCGCACACACACUCUAGUAAACUAACUUUAAUUUCAAUACAAUAGCUCACAGUCAACAACCUACAAUGGAAUUCUACAGAAUACUAAUGUAUCAAAUUAUAGCUGAAUCGGUUAGUAGUUUGAUAAAGAGAAGAAUCUGUUUUGUUAAGGAAAUGUGAUGUUUGAGUGCUUAUCUAUAUGAAAUUGGAUACAAAGUAUCGUUUUUUUCCUAUCGAAAACAUUAGUAAGCGGACAUGUUGUACCCAUUCAGACAUAAUCGACAAAAAAAAUCACUUUAGUUAUUUUUACAUUUCACACUUCAAUGAAGAAGGUCAGCAACAAACAUACAAUUACACAUAUUUUGGGUAUAAUGUUUUCAGUUUAACCACAAACAGUUGGAUUUUGGAUCGUCUUCCUUCCACUGUGAAGAGUUCCGCUUCAACAUUCUGGUAUCGUAACUCCACCAUAUUCUGCACAGCAAAGACUUUUCAAGGCUUAAACCAUUCUGUAACGAAAAUAUAUGCACCGCAUCACAAACCAGGUUUUGCAGUCUUGAAACUAUAUCAUUGAAAAUAGAAACUGCAAACAAUGCUUCAGAAAACUAUUUUAAAAAGUCAUUACUUAAAUCUGCGCAGGUGUGUUUUUAAAAUAGUUAUUGGCAAAUAUUGUUAAAUGUCAUGUCAUGACCAAUAUUUGCUCUAUAUGUUUGAUAUAUGUCCCAUGGACGUAUUUUUCGUCAGCUUGUGCCAAAAUCACUUUCUGUGUUGGAAUAAGUCUUAUGGAGGAUUCGUCCAUGUUGCGCACUCAUGUAGAAUCUUCUAAGUUGCUGAUAUCUGCUUGUCGGACGUAAUCAUCUACCUCCGAAACCACUCCCGGAUUUUAUGCAACCGUAAGUUGCAGUGAACUUAAAAAGCGCACUUGGAAUUCUUCCCUUGAUGUCGGGAUGGCGUCUUAGGAAACCAUUCAGUCACUCGUAUCCAGCAGCACGUGCUUUCAAUGGCGUUUCCCUUUCAAUGGUUCGAAGAAAAUAUGCACCGGGCGUCUCCGAACGUUUCGUGUCAAUCAGAAGCUCUGGAUUUCUCAUGGUGUCGUUAUACAAAAAGAAAGAAAUCCAUUUUAUUCUAUACAAUAAAAACUUAUUCAAGUUGUACUGUAUAGAUGAAAAAACACUAUUAAAAUCAUUUACAAAUAUAUCAGCAUAGUAUUCCUUGGGCCUUGAUUGAAGCAAAAUUAUUCACACAUCUUCCGGAAUCCGAUCGGAUUUGAAACUCGAACGGAUUUUACAAUUCUAUCUAGAUUGAUUUUCUCUUUACUCUGGAAAUCCAAUCGACUUAUGCAAAUGUAGCAACCUUGCCUUGACGCAAAGCGAACUUGAAGAUAAUUCAUCCAUAUUUGUGAAAUAAUUUUCUUUAAAAUUAGCAUGCACUAAGGCAGCUUAGAAUUGUUAAAGUUUGAAUCAAAAUAAUUAUUGAUCGUUUUUAAAUACUGUAGUCCUGAUUUUUACUUAACUAUUUUCUGAUAAAUUUACUGGUAUUUUCGUUAAAAAUUUAUCAGUACUAUGACAUCAAUAUCAGUUAAAUUAUCAUUCAAUAUUUUUUCACAGCUUGCACAAAAUAUGUUACUCUAUUUCAGAGAACACAUAUUUCAUACGAAAAAAAAAAAUUUUCAUUUAUAAUUUUGUCACCUGAAAAUCCGCUACCAUUUUCGUUUUACACAAACAGAACGCGAAAUUCGAUGUCGUCACUGUUGAAUUGCGUGGUAAUGUUGUAACAUUCGCACAACCCGGUUGGAUUUGACUCGAUCGAAUUUCAGCAAUGCGAAAUUGAGAACCGUUCGGGUGAUUCUGACUCAUUCGGCUUUCAAGGUACGGGUGAUUAAUAACUUCUUUAAAAUCGAUUGCCUUUGCUAAUUCCUUUUCAACUGGCAAGAUCGACAAACUGUUCAGACGAGAUUGCGACAUAGCCGAUCUCAAAUGGUUUCCCUAUAUUAAAAAAAAAAAAUCAGAUUACUUUUCGGAUCAUACUGCAUCUACAAAUCGUGUACCCGGGUGCAGUCAAAAUUUUCUGGUGAAAUAUUGGGUGAUAACAAAGACAAAAGAACAAACUAUUCAACAGUAUUAAUACGCAAUAGUCUAAAUAGUCAAUUGGUGUAUUUAGUCUAAAAAAUCCGAAAGUGUGCAGAGAUAGGUAGAGUUACGGUUUACAAAAAUCUUCUCUUGAAACUAUUCAAAAUACUAAACUCGACAGUUUGAUGUAGACCUGUAUUUCAUUCUUAAUAACCUGGCGGCAUUUUAUGGUGGUACCUGUAUUCUAAGUCUUUUAGUAAUUUCACACGCUUUGUGAUUUUAUCUUUUCUUUUCUUCUAGUCCUAUCGUUAUUGAAAAAUAAAAAAAAACAUAAAAAACAUCGAUAUGUCUGAAUGAUGUAAUAUUUCGCUUAUUUCAACCGAUCUGUAGCAAUGUUACACUAGUUUUUUCUCCGAAUAUCAUGAUUUCCCAAAGUCAAAGCAGGAAAACCAUCUUCAGAGCAACAGAAAACAAUGAGUGAAGGAACACAAAAUCUGCGAUAUGUAUAAAUAACACAACCCAUACUGUUUUUACUUUUAUUUUGAGAAAAACAUCAAGAGAUGUCGUGCGUGUACUUGUGAAAAGAAGUCGAAGCGAAGAGAGCCUCCAUUAGAUUAAUAGUUUGUGGAAUGUGAUGUUGUAAACUCACACGCAUGCACGCACGAUGCGAAAAACACAGCAGGCAUUUCGAACUGGUUUUCCUGUAUAUUAUAGGAAAACGGUUUACACAGCAUGAUUAUAGACAUGAAUUUCAAAGGCAAAUUGGAAAGUACGCUGUGUGCGCGUGGGUAUUUUACUUUGCUUCGUGUGAUACAACAAGGCGAAACGAUCAAACAAAAUCAAAGAUGUUGAGAUUGUAACAACAACCCGCAAAAAACAAUGGAAAAUCCCUAGGUUUAUAAGCAAACAAACAUAAAUAUUAGGAGCUACACACAUUAUAGAGAAGAGAUAAAAUGGUAGAAAUGUUUAUAAUUGUUCUGUGAUCCCCAUUUCUUCUAUUGUUGUUACUGCUUUUUUGAGCGUCACAUUUGCGACGAGAAACACAAAUUUGCGAUUAUGAUUCUAGAGAAACUGAACAAAGGUAACCGGUAAAAGGCAGUAGCAAUUAACCAUAUUUUGAUUAUUUUUCCAAUAUACCAAUCGAGUCAGCAAAUAAUGAACUCUGCACUAGAUGUUUGUAAAGAAAAAAGAAUAAUAUUGAACAUAUUUUUGUGAAGGUUAAUCGCCGUCAUGUGCUGUAACGAUCUUAACGAAUCAGAGUAUCUCAAAAAAAAAAUCCGAGAUGUGAUGGCGUGUAUCAAACAAACCUGUAAAAUUUUCAUCAUUUGUAACUUGUGUUCAAUCACAAUAAGCAUUUUUGUUAGUAUCAUGGAAAAUAUUGUGAUUUUUUAGAUUUAACGAUGAAAAAUGUCACGAAUGGAAACAUAAAUCUGUCCAUUCAACGAAAGAAACAUUUGAAAAGUAAAAACCCUACGAAGAGAAAAAUAAAUCUUCAAUUCCCCUAAGAUCCCCUUAUCGUACCCUGGCACACUGUCUCCCAAA
Toxorhynchites rutilus septentrionalis is the source of this 8253-nucleotide messenger RNA. RefSeq lists its product as uncharacterized. Gene Ontology annotation, cellular component: nucleus. The record is from RefSeq and is a predicted model, not a curated record. Lineage: Eukaryota; Metazoa; Arthropoda; Insecta; Diptera; Culicidae. The transcript has 2 exons. The coding region runs from base 1248 to 1949 and encodes 233 amino acids.